This is a messenger RNA of Psilocybe cubensis, 1023 nucleotides long. RefSeq lists its product as uncharacterized. Lineage: Eukaryota; Fungi; Basidiomycota; Agaricomycetes; Agaricales; Agrocybaceae. The transcript has 6 exons. The record is from RefSeq and is a predicted model, not a curated record. Gene Ontology annotation, biological process: malate metabolic process; tricarboxylic acid cycle. Gene Ontology annotation, cellular component: cytoplasm; mitochondrion. Gene Ontology annotation, molecular function: L-malate dehydrogenase (NAD+) activity. Bases 1 to 1023 code for a protein of 340 amino acids.
AUGCUCUCCCGUGUCGCUGCCCGUGCCCUCGCUGCCCCCUCCGCAGCCCGCUUCUUCUCUGCCUCAGCAGCGCACCAGACCAAGGUCGCCGUUCUCGGUGCCGGAGGAGGAAUUGGCCAACCUCUCUCCCUGCUCCUUAAAAGUGACCCCCUCGUCACAUCCCUGAGCCUCUACGACAUCCGCGGCGCACCCGGAGUUGCUGCCGACGUCAGCCACGUCGACACUGCCAGCGAGGUGAAAGGAUACGCUGCUGAUCAGCUCGACCAAGCUCUUGAGGGUGUCAAGGUUGUUGUCAUCCCUGCUGGUGUCCCCAGAAAGCCCGGAAUGACCCGUGAUGAUCUCUUCAACACUAACGCCUCCAUCGUCCGCGACCUCGCUGCGGCCGUUGCCCGCGUCUCUCCCGAAGCCCACAUCCUCGUCAUCUCCAACCCCGUCAACUCCACCGUCCCCAUCGUCGCCUCCACCCUCGAAAAAGCCGGCGUUUUCAACCCCCGCCGUCUCUUCGGUAUCACCACCCUCGACGUUGUCCGUGCUGCCCGUUUCCUUGCCGGUGUUACUGGCGCCACCCCCGACCAGACCACUGUGACCGUCGUCGGCGGACACAGCGGUGCCACCAUCGUCCCCCUUCUCUCCCAGACUGCCUACGGCAAGGGCGUCACUGGCGAGGCCUACAAGGCCCUUGUCCACCGCAUCCAAUUCGGUGGUGAUGAGGUUGUGAAGGCGAAGGAUGGUGCUGGAAGCGCAACCCUCUCCAUGGCGUACGCUGGUGCCAAGUUCACCAACUCCCUGCUCCGUGGAUUGAACGGCGAGAAGGGAGUCGUCACCCCCACCUUUGUCAAGAGCCCGCUGUUUGCUGACCAGGGUAUUGAUUUCUUCUCAUCCAACGUUGAGCUCGGCCUUGAGGGUGUUGAGAAGAUCCACCCUAUUGGCCCUCUGUCCGCGGAGGAGGAGGAACUUAUGGCUGCGUGCUUGCCUGAGCUCAAGAAGAACAUUGAGAAGGGCAAGGCUUUUGUCGCUGCUUAG